This is a messenger RNA of Dermacentor silvarum, 2211 nucleotides long. RefSeq lists its product as uncharacterized. The transcript has 4 exons. The coding region runs from base 237 to 1817 and encodes 526 amino acids. The record is from RefSeq and is a predicted model, not a curated record. Lineage: Eukaryota; Metazoa; Arthropoda; Arachnida; Ixodida; Ixodidae. Gene Ontology annotation, molecular function: zinc ion binding.
CCCUUUCAUAAAUACGCCACCUGACGGUGGGCUUUUCGUCAGUUUCGAUUUGCAAAGGAUUCUGGGAUAUAAGCCGCCAUGUUUAGGUCAUGCGGUUGUGAGUCCGUGCGUGUGUCCGUGUAGUGUAUCCGUGCGUGGUGCCAGCCGGCUGCAAUCUCGCUGUCUCCGGAAGCCCCGUAAAUGUAUGCGAUCGUGCCUUGCUUUGCAAAGACAGUGCAACUGAUUUCGGCGCCGUAAUGAGCGGCGUCAAUUACCCUUCGACGGGAUGGACGAACGAUUUGGCGCGGCUGCCGCGGCUGUUGAACUCCGAGUUGAAUCGGCUGGCGUCGUCCUCGGGGUCGAAGAAUAAAGCUCGUCGGAGCUACAAGCUGCUGACGGAAAGUUACGUCGUAGCCUCAACUAUAAGUGCCUGCUACGACCAAGAAAUGCAGUCCAUGUUCUUCAUACGGGCGAGAUGCUUCCGGAGCCAGAAGAAAACCCAGGCGCCAUAUCUUGUUCACGUGACAAUGAGUAGAGACGGUAGGGUUCUUGGCGGCCACUGUGAAUGUCCAGCAGGAAGAAAAGCCUGCAGCCACUUACAAGCUGUCCUGCAAGUAAUUCUUUUGCUGCAAGAAAAGGGCUUCCAGGAAGCUCCAGCCCACUUGUCGUGCACAGAUUUGCCGCAAGUUUGGAGACGGCCUCGCACACAACAUGUGAAAGCAAGCAGCCUCCAAAGUGUGGACUGGAGAAGAGUGGAUGAGGGUGGCCGAGACAUGCCCUUGCCAUGUCGAUUAUACAUAGAAAAAUUCAAACAGCGCAGUGCAGACGAGAAGAGGAGUGAUGCCCUGCUUUUUGCAUGUGGCUUGGCCAAGGUUGGAGCGGACAGUGCAUUGGUAGCAGUGCUAUCUGCUGCAGACCGUGCACCAAUGUGCAUUACUAAGUGUGGGACAGUUUUUCAUGGGUCACCACUGGCAUACCACCAUCCUCUUGCUCCACAUGGAUUUAGAGUUUUUCUAUGCAAGACACUUGAAAGAGGCUUUAACUCAAGUGUGCCCCCGCGCCUGCCUGAAGAGAUGGUAUCAUUCACUGACAGCACAUCAUGGGCUAUCCCAGGUGACUUCGAUGAAAAUAAACAGCUCAUCUUGAAGAAAAUUGUGCUCACAUCUGUUGAAGCACAGUUGUUGGAGAGGAACUCCCGAAGGCAACGGAAAAGCUUGACUUGGUGCCAAGAAAGGAAGUACCGGCUCACAGCAUCUAACUUUGGCACCGUACUAUUGCGGAGACAAUGGACAUAUAAAGGUCUUGGCCACCUAACUUCAUCAAAGGACCUAUCCAGGGUUCCUGCUGUCAGGUAUGGCAUAGCCAACGAGGCAAAGGCAUUACAGCGGUACGAAGAAGCAUUGAGAAACACAGGCCGGGAUGUCCAACUUCAGUGCACCGGGCUUUUUGUUAACCCCGAGUAUCCAUGGCUUGGCGCAUCACCAGAUGCCAAUGUCUACGAUCCAUCUGAAGAUCCACCAUGGGGAUGCGUCGAAGUGAAGUUCCCGUAUAGCUUAAAGGAUGCUGACUCUGAGAAACUUUUGACUGCCAGGGACACUUGUGUAGAUUUCGACAAUCUGCAGCACCCUUCUUUAAAGAUAGAGCAUCCAUACUUUGCCCAAGUGAUAGGUCAAAUGGGUGUAACAGAGUUAACAUGGGCAGAUUUUGUCAUUUAUUCGGAUAACUUCGUGUGUGUGCAAAGAAUCAAGUUUGAGGAGAAUGUUUGGGAACAAAUGAGAGUCAAGCUAGAUGAAUUUUACUUUAUGACCCUUCUGCCAUACUAUGGCAAGAAAAUGUAGUCUCUUUGCCCAGUAGUACAUAUAGUAAAUUUUGAGAGCGAAUAAAAUAGUAGCAGAAGUGAAUCGCAGCAAAAUUGGGUAUCCACAGCGCUUAUGUCUGUGUAAUGCACUGCCUGCAGAAAGGGUUCAAGAAUAUUGUGAGCCAGCUAUGCACUUUUCUUGAACAUCUUAAAAUGAAUGGUAGGGUGCAGCAGCAUAUAAACUGAUUCAGACGGUGCUUGGCAAUCACACUGAUCCAACAACUCAAAUAACCGUGACUUGGCAUGCCCUUCACGACAACUAGCGUAUUGUUUGAUCAUUUCACAAGCUGCAAUGAUUCAAGGUAUAUUGCCAAGUCCAUCAUACUUUUAAAAUCAGCUUAAACUCCACAAUACUAACACCAUAACAGAAUGUU